CCUCCGGUUUCCGUAAGGGGAGGGAUUUCCCGCGGCGCGGGAUAAAACCGGGGCGGCGCGCGCCGCCCGGCCGAGUCCGCUUCAGUCCGCGCGCUAAACCGGGAGAGGCCUCGUCGUCUAGCACUGAAAUCGCCAUGAUCCCCGAAAUCGAAGAUUUGGAGUCCUUCAAUGCAGCCCUGGAAGAGGCUGGAGACAAACUGGUGGUGGUGGACUUCACAGCCGCGUGGUGUGGGCCCUGUCAACAGAUCGGCCCUAUAUUCCUUGCCAUGUCAAAGAAACCAGAAAACAAGAACGUUAUUUUCCUAAAGGUGGAUGUGGACGAGGCGCAGGACGUGGCGUCACAUUGUGGAAUCAAAUGCAUGCCCACAUUCUUCUUCUACAAGAAAGGAGAGAAGGUGGACGAGUUCUCCGGAAGCAACAGUGAAAAGCUUGAGCAGAAAGUGGUCAUGCUGAGGACAUGAGCCCCAGCGUCAGAGUCCAGCACACCUCGCCGGUAUGAAGGCAGCAAGGACCACCACUGCCGUUUCUUAAACGAAUCCAAUUUUUUUGCUGAAAAUAAACUGUUUUUCUAUUCCAUUACAACUACAGUCACGUUCCCUCAUUUGUCACCGUGUAGACCCGAAAUACUAAACGCAACUCAGUGUUUAUGUCCCAUGUCGGCACUUAGCUAGGAUAUGCUCAGAAACUCGACAAAAUAAGCAUUUUAAUGUUUUAUAUAUCUCACAAAGUUUUUUUUUUCCUGUAUAUUGUUUCAGACUAGGUGGUUUAAUAAAUGAGAUGGAGAUGGGUAACAAA
Molecule: messenger RNA, 795 nt
Organism: Lampris incognitus (smalleye Pacific opah)
Lineage: Eukaryota; Metazoa; Chordata; Actinopteri; Lampriformes; Lampridae
Gene: txnb
Product: thioredoxin
Exons: 5
Coding region: 135-461 (108 amino acids)
Molecular function (GO): protein-disulfide reductase activity
Source: RefSeq, a predicted model, not a curated record